Molecule: messenger RNA, 338 nt
Organism: Staurois parvus
Lineage: Eukaryota; Metazoa; Chordata; Amphibia; Anura; Ranidae
Source: the annotation of a GenBank genome assembly
UCCAAUCACAGCUGAUCACAUGUAAACACGGAAAUGGAACAUGUACACUGAUCAUCAGGGCACUGAUGAUCAGUGUGCUCUGAUGAUCAGUGUAACACCAGCAGUGCCACCUGUCAGUGUCCAUCAGUGCCAGCUGUCAGUGCCGAUCAGUGCCAUGUGCCAGUCCCUAUCAGUGCCACAUGAAUGCCACAUAGUGCAUACAGUGCACAUCAAUGCCACAUAUCAGUGCCCAUCUGAGCUGCCUUUCAUCAGUGCCGCUUAUCAGUGUGCCUAUCAGUGCCGCCUAUCAGUGCUGCCUUUCAGUGCCCAUCAGUGAUGCCUGUCAAUGCCCAUCAGUG